Molecule: messenger RNA, 834 nt
Organism: Hibiscus syriacus
Lineage: Eukaryota; Viridiplantae; Streptophyta; Magnoliopsida; Malvales; Malvaceae
Product: hydroxyproline O-galactosyltransferase HPGT1-like
Exons: 9
Cellular component (GO): Golgi membrane
Molecular function (GO): hexosyltransferase activity
Source: RefSeq, a predicted model, not a curated record
AUGCGUAGCCGAGGAUCGAGUAACCGGAUAUCUAAUUCUGGUGCUGGCUCUACUUUUCGUUCUAGAAUUUCAGCUUUGAUUCUCGCCAUGUUCGCUACCAUGGCUACGGUUUACGUUGCCGGCCGGAUGUGGCAGGAGGCAGAGAGCAGAGUAUAUUUAAUUAAAGAACUUGGUAGGAGAACUGGUCAGGGUCAUUCUUCAGUAUCUGUUUCUGAGACUUUAAAAAUUGUCGCCUGCGAGGAACAACUGAAAAAAUUAUCAUCUAUUGAGAAGGAUCUAGAUGCUGCUAAGCAAGAAGGUUUUGUUUCAAAGGAGCAUUCGGGAAAUGAUGGUACUCAUUCCAAGAAAAGGCUUUUAGCUGUUAUUGGCAUCGUCACAACAUUUGGAUGGAAGAAAAACUGAGAUGCACUACGGAAAGCUUGGAUGUAAUCUGGUGCGGCUUUGAAAAAAUUGGAAGAAGAGAAGGGAAUUGUUGUGCGAUUCAUAAUAGGAAAAAGUGCAAAUCGUGGAGAUAGUUUAGACAGGGAGAUCAGAGAUGAAAACAGCCAGACUAAUGACUUCAUUAUUUUGGAUGGAGUGGAGGCACCUGAAGAACGUUCUAAGAAGAUAAAGUUUUUCUUUGCUCAUGCUGUAGAGAGCUGGGAUUCAGAGUUCUAUGUUAAGGUCAACGAUGAUGUUUACGUUAAUAUUGAUGCUCUAGGAGCAAAACUUUCUGCUCAUUUGGAUAAGCCUCGUGUUUAUAUGGGGUGUAUGAAAUCAGGAGAAGUUUUCUCUGAACCGACCCACAAAUGGUAUGAACCAGAUUGGUGGAAAUUUGGUGAUUCUAAAUCGUGA